AUGACUUGGAUUUCACUGCCAAAGCACAGUGAGGGUUAUAGUAAUGGUGCCACACAUUUUGUUAGGAAUGCGUUUGAUAAUUUCUCCAUAGGAAAUGAAUUACGCUGCCCUUGCAAAGAUUGCAGUAACCGUUUCUGGAUUUCUCCGGACAAUGUAUAUGAACAUCUCGUGUUUAAUGGUCCUUGUCCAUCAUUUAGUAAUUGGAUAUUUGAAGUGUCAACCGACAAGUUUAGAAAGCCUAAUGAUGUAGGGAUGGAUGAUUCUGAUAUGUGUAUAGGCCUAGGUGAUGAUUUUGAUGAAAUGAUUCGCAAUGAAGGUAGAGCUAGAAAUGGAAUGAAUAAAGCUGCAAAAGACUUCUAUAAGCUUGUUCAGGAAGGGAAACAACCUCUGUUUCCCGGGUCUGAAAAUUUCACGCAAUUAGGCUUCAUAGUCAGACUUUACCAAUUAAAGUGCAGUCAUGGUUUUACCGAGUCUGCAUUCAGCGGUAUUUUACAAUUGUUGAAGGAAGCUUUCCCGAAUGUAAACCUGCCUUCUUAUUUUAGUGUUGCCAAAAAAAUGAUUAGAGAUUUAGGCCUUGAUUAUGAAAAGAUACAUGCUUGUCCGAACGAUUGCAUGUUAUAUUGGUCUGAAAACAAAGAUGAAAUUAAGUGUAAAUUUUGUGGGGCGUCAAGGUGGAUAGUCCCUAAGAAAGAUAACCGUGCACCUUUUUCUACUAAAGUACAAGAAAACAGCUCUAAGAUUCCCGCAAAAGUCUUGAGAUACUUUCCACUAAAACCAAGGUUGCAACGGCUUUUCAUGUGUAAAGAGUAUUCUGAACUCAUGAAGUGGCAUGCAGUGGGGCGAACAAAAGACAGAAAGUUAAGGCAUCCAGCGGAUGCAGAGGGGUGGAGGUCAAUGGAUGCUAGUCAUCCAAAAUUUGCAGCAGAAAUUCGAAAUGUGAGGUUAGGAUUAGCUGCAGAUGGUGUCAAUCCUUACCGAUCAAUGAAUAUAAGUCACUCCACCUGGCCAGUUGUUCUGGUCAAUUAUAAUCUUCCUCCUUGGUUGAUUAUGAAACCAGAAAAUUUGAUUUUAUCAACACUAAUCCCGGGUCCUGAGUACCCUGGUAACGACAUAGAUGUGUAUUUGCAGCCACUGGUUGCAGAGUUAAAAGAAUUAUGGGACAUAGGUUUAGAAACUUAUGAUUCCCACGCUGACCAGACCUUUACGUUGCACGCGAGUCUAUUAUGGACCAUCAAUGAUUUUCCGGGGUAUGCAGUUUUAUCGGGGUGGAGCACGAAAGGUAAGUUAGGUUGUCCCAAUUGCCACUAUUGUACUUCUUCAACCUAUUUGAAACAUAGUCGAAAAGUUGUCUACAUGAAUCAUAGAAAGUUCCUUCCUCCUGGCCACAAGCUUAGGUACGACUGUAAAAGAUUCAAUGGUAUGGUCGAAACAGAUGUUUCUCCACCUCCUUUGUCUGGAAUGGACAUUGAAGAACUAUUAUUUGGAUAUGAGAAUUGUUUCGGAAAGCGAGAUUUAAAGAAAAGGAAACGAGAGACAGGGUGUCCCUUUAAAAAGAAGUCCAUAUUUUUUGAAUUACCAUAUUGGAGGGAAAACCUGGUUAGGCAUAAUCUAGAUCUAAUGCACAUAGAAAAAAAUAUUUGUGAUAAAAUAUUAGGGAAUCUGUUGAAUCUUGGCGGUAGGACGAAAGCUGUUUCACCAUUGCUGAAGUUGUUGACCCUGAUAAAUUUUCCUACACGGUAA
Molecule: messenger RNA, 1740 nt
Organism: Daucus carota subsp. sativus
Lineage: Eukaryota; Viridiplantae; Streptophyta; Magnoliopsida; Apiales; Apiaceae
Exons: 1
Coding region: 1-1740 (579 amino acids)
Source: RefSeq, a predicted model, not a curated record